AGUUGAGAGUCUAAAGACUGAAGGAAGAAAAACAGAAAAGUGACAGAGAGGGAGAGAAGGGAGCAUGUUGAGAAGUAACUGAACCGAACCUGAGGGCUCUGAUUUGGACCGAUUAGGUCCAAGUUCUGUCUUAUUCGACCUGGAUAAAUCUGGAGCCACCAAGAUUUAACUGGAUCCCACUGGAUAAAGGUUUCUCAACUCUGAUCUGAAGCAGGAAGUGAAGAAGUAGCAACCAUGGGCAGCAAGGAGCGGUACCACUGGCAAGCCCAGAAUGUGAAGGUGAGCGGCGUGGACGACAUGGUUCUGCUGUCAAAGAUCAAUGAGGACGCCAUCACAGACAACCUGAAGAAGAGAUACAUGGACGACUACAUCUUCACCUACAUCGGCCCGGUUCUGAUCUCGGUGAACCCCUUUAAACAGCUGCCGUACUUCACUGACAGAGAGGUGGAGCUGUACCAGGGAGCGGCUCAGUAUGAGAACCCCCCCCACAUCUACGCUCUGGCUGACAACAUGUACAGGAACAUGAUGAUCGACAGUGAGAACCAAUGUGUCAUCAUCAGCGGAGAGAGCGGAGCUGGAAAAACCGUCGCUGCCAAAUACAUCAUGAGCUAUGUGUCCAAAGUGUCUGGAGGAGGAGAAAAAGUACAGCAUGUUAAAGACAUCAUCCUGCAGUCCAACCCCCUGCUCGAGGCCUUUGGAAAUGCCAAGACCGUCCGCAACAACAACUCCAGCAGAUUUGGAAAAUACGUCGAGAUACAGUUCAGCCGAGGAGGAGCUCCUGAUGGAGGAAAAAUCUCCAACUUCUUGCUGGAAAAAAGCAGAGUUGUCUCCCAGAACCCUGGAGAGAGAAACUUCCACAUCUACUACCAGCUUCUAGGUGGAGCCAGCGGGGAACAGAGGGAGAACCUCGGGGUCACGACCCCCGACUACUACUAUUACAUGAACCAAUCAGGAACCUACACUGUGGAGGACAUCAAUGACAAGAAGGAUUUCACUGAUACGAUGGGUGCGAUGUCAGUUGUGGGUCUGUCUUUGGAUGAUCAGGAUUCGGUUCUGCAGCUCGUGGCAGGAAUUCUUCAUCUGGGAAACAUCAGCUUCCGAGAGGAAAACAACUAUGCUGUGGUGGAGAGCCAGGACUUCCUAGCCUUUCCAGCCUACCUGCUGGGAAUACCUCAGGACGGCCUCUGCAGCAAACUCACCAGUCGGAUCAUGGACAGUAAGUGGGGCGGGAAGACCGAGACCAUCUCCGUUACUCUGAACACGGAGCAGGCCUGUUUCUCCAGAGACGCCCUGUCCAAAGCUCUGUACACUCGACUCUUUGAUUACCUGGUGGACUGUAUUAAUAAAGCCAUGCAGAAGAAGACGGAGGAGCUCAACAUCGGAGUCCUUGACAUCUACGGCUUUGAGAUCUUCCAGCAAAAUGGCUUCGAGCAGUUUUGCAUCAACUUUGUGAACGAGAAGCUGCAGCAGAUUUUUAUCGAGCUCACUCUGAAGGCUGAACAGGAGGAAUAUGUUCAGGAAGGGAUCAAAUGGACUCCAAUUGAGUAUUUUAACAACAAGGUGGUUUGUGACGUCAUCGAGUCCAAACUGAAUCCUCCUGGGAUUAUGAGCAUCCUGGAUGAUGUUUGUGCCACCAUGCACGCCAAAGGUGAGGGAGCAGAUCAGACGCUGCUGCAGAAACUACAGGGACAAAUAGGAUCACACGAGCACUUCAGCAGCUGGAACAAAGGCUUCAUCGUCCACCACUAUGCUGGCAAGGUGUCGUAUGAUGUCAGCGGGUUCUGUGAGCGGAACAGAGAUGUUCUGUUCAAUGACAUCAUCGAGCUGAUGCAGAGCAGCGAGUUUCCAUUUAUCAGAGCUCUGUUCCCGGAGAACCUGGAGGUGGAAAAACGAGGGCGACCAACCACAGCCAGCAGCAAGAUCAAGAAACAAGCCAACAGUCUGGUCCAGACCCUGAUGAAGUGCACCCCCCACUACAUCCGCUGCAUCAAACCCAACGAGACCAAACGGCCCAGGGACUGGGAGGAGAACCGUGUCAGGCACCAGGUGGAGUACCUGGGGCUCCGAGAGAACAUCAGAGUCCGUCGAGCUGGAUACGCCUACCGACGAGUCUUCAACAAGUUCUUGCACAGGUAUGCCAUCCUGACCAGAGAGACCUGGCCUGGGUGGAGGGGCGAUCAACGCCAGGGAGUUCUGCACCUCCUCCACUCGGUCAACAUGGAUCAGGAUCAGUUCCAGCUGGGAAAAGCCAAAGUUUUCAUCAAAGCCCCUGAGUCGCUUUUCCUGUUGGAGGAGAUGCGAGAGAGAAAGUAUAACAGUUACGCUCGCGUAAUUCAGAAGGCGUGGCGCAAACACAUCGCUGUCCGCAAAUACGUCAAGAUGAGGGAGGAAGCCUCCGAUGUUCUCCUGAACAAAAAGGAACGCCGCAGAAACAGCAUUAACAGGAACUUUGUGGGUGACUACAUCGGUACCGACAACCAUCCCGAGAUCCGACAGUUUGUGGGCCGCAGAGAGAGGAUCGACUUUGCUGAUGUGGUGGUGAAAUUUGACAGAAGAUUUAAGACCGUGAAACGGGACUUCAUUCUUACCCCAAAGUUCCUGUAUUUGAUUGGCCGAGAGAAGGUGAAGCAGGGUCCAGAUAAAGGCCAGAUCCAAGAGAUUCUAAAGAGGAAGAUUGAACUCAACAGGAUUCAAUCUGUUUCUCUCAGCACUAUGCAGGACGACUUCUUCAUCAUCCAUGAGGAAGAGUACGACAGCGUUCUUCAGAGCAUCUUUAAGACGGAGUUCCUCAGUCUGCUGGUGAAACGUUACCAGGAGAAGACGGACAAGAAGCUGUCGCUGAAAUUCAACAACCUUCUGGAGUUUAAGGUGAAGAAGGGCCGACAUCUAUUUAGCUCUUCAGGCUCCCGACAGAUCCAGUUCCAGGUGGGUCAGGGAGAUGAGGUGGUGCUGAAACCCAGUGGGAAGAUCCUGCAGGUCUCAAUCGGGCCGGGUCUCCCGAAGAAUUCCAGACCAACCAGAAAAGAUAACCGCAAGAGCCACUACAUGGGCAACCAGGCUCCACCCACCUACCAGAACAACACUGCACCUCACAACAGGGGGGGCGGAGCACUCAGAGGACACCCCGCCUUCUUGAGAGGGUCCACUCUGAGGAAACAGGCCAGCAUGGAGCAGCCCACCCUGCCCCGACUCCAGAACCAGCACCGCCCCAGUAACCAGCUUCCCCAGGACCAGGACAUGGGCUUCAUGAGCGUCCCUGAUCAGGGUGCAGCAGGGCUCCACAGGCGCCUCUCAAAGGAAGUGAAACCUCUUCCAGGAGCGGGUCGGCCCAAACCAAAGCCCCGGUCUCCUCAGUGCAGAGCUCUGUAUGCUUAUGAUGCCCAGGAUACCGACGAGCUCAGCUUCAACACUGAUGACAUCAUUGAGAUACUGACAGAAGGUCCGUCUGGUUGGUGGUUCGGCCGGUUGCGGGGCAAAGAGGGGAUGUUCCCUGGAAACUAUGUGGAGAAGAUCUAGACCUCCUUUUGGGGGCUCAAAUGUCCUAGACCUGCAGCUGUGGAUGGGGUCAGAGGUCGCUGUGACUUUCAGCACAUCAACAGAACAUUAGAUUCCUUGGAUACUUUUAGAAACAAACACAUGCAUGUUCCUCUGAGUGACAUCCGUCAGUCAGCCAGAGUUUCAUUAUCCUCAGAGGUCAGCCAGGGGUCAGUCCUGGUCCAAUCAGUUUCGAAGUGUUCUUAAAAAGCCUCAGAGUCCGAUUAAUGUUCCUAAGUGGUUCUCUGAUCACCUCAGGUACUUUAAAGGGAUAGUUAGAUCAAUGUUGACAUCAGUAUUACCACAGAGCUGAAAAGGUCAGCUAGUAUAUUUUCUAACAAGAUGAACAGAUCUGAAGCUGAUAUGUCAGUUUUUUAUCUCUAAUUAAAUCAUGAAAUUAAGUCUGAAGUAGACACCCUCUGAGUUAUUAUUAUUUUGAAUAACUCUUUGAACUGAAUGCUGGUUUAGUUCCAACUGAUCCCUGAUUAGUUUAGGAAACACUAAACCAAUACUUCUCAGGUUUUCAGCAUCAAAACACAUUUAUUCAGUGGAUUUUAUCUCCACCUAUACUGUCUCCAUUUUAUCUAAAGUUUUUUUUUAUUAAUCCAUCUCAUCAUGCCUUGUUUGGUUUGAUUUUCAACCUUUACAGAGUGCAUAUGUACUUUCUGUAAACCAAAAGAAACCUCUCAACACUACAUUACCCAGAGUUCCCGAGGAAAGGAGCGCUGCCUUCAAGUGCUUAUGGAGAUUAGACAGUCCAAAACUUGUACACACUGUGUCUUAAUAUUACAUAUUAGCUCUUAUGUUGUAAAUGAAUCAUUUUAAACUCAAAUAGGAGAUUGUUCUGACUGUAAAACACAAACUGAAUAAAAACUCAGAAGAAAAUCUA
Molecule: messenger RNA, 4423 nt
Organism: Girardinichthys multiradiatus
Lineage: Eukaryota; Metazoa; Chordata; Actinopteri; Cyprinodontiformes; Goodeidae
Gene: myo1eb
Product: myosin IEb
Exons: 27
Coding region: 235-3516 (1093 amino acids)
Biological process (GO): vesicle transport along actin filament; actin filament organization
Cellular component (GO): cytoplasm; vesicle; actin cytoskeleton
Molecular function (GO): microfilament motor activity; ATP binding; actin filament binding
Source: RefSeq, a predicted model, not a curated record